Molecule: messenger RNA, 519 nt
Organism: Penicillium angulare
Lineage: Eukaryota; Fungi; Ascomycota; Eurotiomycetes; Eurotiales; Aspergillaceae
Product: Alb1 domain-containing protein
Exons: 3
Coding region: 1-519 (172 amino acids)
Biological process (GO): ribosomal large subunit export from nucleus
Cellular component (GO): nucleolus; preribosome, large subunit precursor
Source: RefSeq, a predicted model, not a curated record
AUGGCCAAAAGUAAACCCAGAGCACCCAACACCCGGGCGGCUCGUCGAGCUGCAUCCCCGAGUCUGGAUGUAGACCGGUCUCUUACCUCUGCCCCUCGGGCUGAAUCGCCUACUGUUCAACGUCCUUCUAUCCUGGCCGAUCGUGCCUCUUCGGGAAUUCAAAAGAAGCAGAAGAAUAACCAAAAGAAGUUGUCUAGAGCACAGCGUUUGCGACAGCAGAAGGGCAUGGACCGAGCGGAGGCGGUCUUUGACCAAUUGGAAAUCAAAAAGUCAAAAAGUAUUGGUCGUGAAAAGAAUACCAAAGCACGAAGGGCUGAAUGGGAAGAUCUGAACAAGAAAGCGGCUAGGUUUGCCGCCCUUCAACAAGACGAUGCUGCCGAAGAUGACGAUGACGAGGACAAUGAUGAGAUGACAGAUACUGCACCAGCACAAGUGAAACCCAACCCAUUUGCAGCUCAUUCAACGAAUGUGACAGCGGAGGAUCCUGCGCUCAUUGACGAAGAUAAUGAGAUUACCUGA